AUGGAGAUCAUGUUCGACAUCUUUUUAUUCUGUGUAGUUUUCCCUGACCUGAUGGACGUGGUCCCAGCCAGUCUGCAUGUGAGCGUGAUCUUCUUCUGCGCAGUGCUCAUCGUCUUCUCCACAGUGUCCUGUGCCUUCUUCUUUUACAAUGCUUUCGGAAGCCCAUAUGAGACACUGCAUGGACCCCAGGGCCUUUACCUCUGGAACAUGAUAAGCUGUUUCUGUGCCUGCAUGAUCCUCAUCCUGUUCUCCUCGGAGGUCAAACUGCACCACCUGACCGAGAUCAUUUUCAAAUUCAACGAGGCCAGUUUCGUCUACAAGACGCAAAACGAGAGGUACGACAGAUCCUUCUGGCUCGUCUUCCUCACCUUCCUCAUGCACGGCCUCAACAUCUUGCUCAUCCGCCUGGCAGGGAUCCAGUUCCCCUUUCAGGAGGCCAAAGAGUCUGAUGCAAGCACAGGAGCGGCGGAUCUCAUGUACUGACCAGCUCUUUUGUUCUACUUCCUCCCCUGCACACGACAUCCUACCGCAGCGACUAGCACUUCUAAAUAGGAGUCUUCCGAUGAUCUGCAUCCGUUCUGUUUACAGCUGAACACAUCUGAGCCUCUUAAGCUAUUGAGGCCAUGUGUGGUGAUGAACUUGGAGAUGCCCGCGUGUUUGGAGAGAAGGGUUCUUAUCUCGCAGCGGGGAGGCGGGAGUGAGGCUGAUGGAGCAUUCAUUCUGUCAGUCACUCAAACAAUUAACCCUCACCAUUUCAAACGGCUGAUGAAAACACCCUGUAGUUUCCAGUCUGGCUGGGGACAUGACAGUUUCCUUUGGUUGUGGAUCUUUUAUAAUCCAGUUGUGGCACAAAGGACAAUUCUACAGUGACCCCAGAAAGUUUGGACACUUAAGCCACACUUAAUAUGAAUGUCUUUUCAUUAGAUAACAAAAUGUCAAGCGCCAUUUGUUUUAAAAACAGUACAGGCACACUUUUCAAACAGAACAUUGCACAAAAGGAAGUUUGUUGGACUUCACACAUCUACUAAAAAUCAUCAGGCGAUUAAAAGUGUUAGC
Sinocyclocheilus grahami is the source of this 1056-nucleotide messenger RNA. RefSeq names its product clarin-1-like. The transcript is spliced from 2 exons. NCBI's taxonomy places the organism in Eukaryota, Metazoa, Chordata, Actinopteri, Cypriniformes, Cyprinidae. The record is from RefSeq and is a predicted model, not a curated record. The coding region runs from base 1 to 483 and encodes 160 amino acids. Gene Ontology annotation, biological process: sensory perception of sound; equilibrioception.